UCAAACUUGGCUCCAUCCUGCAGAAAAAAAUGGGACUCCAUUGUUGUUUAACUAAAACCAAUUUUCAAACGUUAAAAUUGGCUACAAUCCCCUGCUCUUCCUCCUUCUCCUCGUCAGUCUCCCUCUCUCCACUCCCCAAAGUCAGAACCAUCACCACCAUCUCUUUUCCAACUCCCCGCCAUUUCUUGUUCGCCAGAGCUUUCUCUUCUACCGCCACCCAAACCACCAUCCCUCCUGCGGUCUCAGCCCCCGCCAAGGAUAGCAACAAAGCGGUGAAGCCUCAAUGGAAAGCAGCAAUUGAUUUCAAGUGGAUAAGAGAGAAUAAAGAGGCCGUGGCAACCAAUAUAAGGAUUAGGAACUCCAAUGCUAAUCUGGAACUUGUUCUUGAGCUUUAUGACAAGUUGUUGAAUGUUCAAAAGGAAGUUGAAAGGCUUCGAGCAGAGAGAAAUGUGGUUGCAAGCAAGAUGAAAGGAAAAUUAGAGCCUUCUGAGCGUCAGAAACUCAUAGAAGAAGGAAAGAACUUAAAGGAAGGGCUUGUUACUUUGGAAGAAGAUUUGUUAAAGCUUACUGAUGAACUUCAGAAGGAAGCACAAUCUAUACCAAAUAUGACGCAUCCAGAUGUUCCAGUGGGAGGUGAAGAUGCCUCUACUUUGAGGAAAAUGGUUGGUGAGCCUCGUAAGUUCAGUUUCCCAAUAAAGGACCAUGCACAACUUGGAAAAGACCUAGAUCUGUUUGAUUUUGAUGCUGCUGCUGAGGUCAGUGGAUCAAAAUUCUAUUACCUAAAGAAUGAAGCUGUUCUGUUAGAAAUGGGCCUUGUAAACUGGGCAGUCUCAGAAGUAAUGAAAAGAGGCUUUACACCUCUCACAACACCAGAGAUUGUCCGGUCCUCUGUUGUGGAAAAAUGUGGUUUUCAACCACGUGGAACAAAUACUCAGGUUUACUCAAUUGAGGGAGGUGAUCAAUGCCUUAUUGGCACCACAGAGAUUCCACUAGGAGGAAUUCACAUGGAUUCAAUUCUUUUAGAGUCAUCUUUACCUCUGAAGUAUGUAGCUUUCUCCCAUUGCUUUCGCACUGAAGCUGGUGCUGCGGGCACUGCAACUAGGGGUCUCUAUCGGGUUCACCAAUUCAGCAAGGUGGAGAUGUUUGUACUAUGCCGACCAGAAGAAAGUGAUUCUUUCCAUCAGGAACUGAUUGAAAUUGAAGAAAGCCUUUAUUCAUCACUAGGACUUCAUUUUAAGACAUUGGAUAUGGCAUCAGAGGAUUUAGGUGCCCCAGCUUACAGGAAAUUUGAUGUGGAGGCAUGGAUGCCUGGUUUGGAACGUUAUGGCGAGAUUUCAAGUGCAUCAAAUUGUACAGAUUAUCAAAGUAGACGACUGGGAAUUCGAUUUCGACCAGAGUCAUCAUCGUCUAGUCCCAGAAAGGGCAAAGGCAAUUCCGCUCCCACACAAUUUGUGCAUACGCUAAACGCCACAGCUUGUGCAGUUCCACGGAUGAUUAUAUGCUUGCUUGAAAAUUAUCAGCAAGAAGAUGGCUCUGUUAUUAUACCUGAGAUAUUAAGGCCUUUCAUGGGUGGGCUUCACGUAAUCUCCUACAAAUAUAAAUAGGAUACCUUUGCAAUAUAUACAUUCUUUUUCCAUUUUUGACGUUGUAAAAGUUGACUGAUUUCGACA
Coffea eugenioides is the source of this 1670-nucleotide messenger RNA. RefSeq names its product serine--tRNA ligase, chloroplastic/mitochondrial. Gene Ontology annotation, cellular component: mitochondrion. Gene Ontology annotation, molecular function: serine-tRNA ligase activity; ATP binding; tRNA binding. Gene Ontology annotation, biological process: mitochondrial seryl-tRNA aminoacylation. The coding region runs from base 30 to 1604 and encodes 524 amino acids. Lineage: Eukaryota; Viridiplantae; Streptophyta; Magnoliopsida; Gentianales; Rubiaceae. The transcript is spliced from 10 exons. The record is from RefSeq and is a predicted model, not a curated record.